AUGCCGCCGGAGAACGCCGAGAAGCCCCCCGCGGACCGCGAGUUCCACUCCGGGAUCACACCGCGCGUUCCGAGCCCCCCUCAGGGCCAUGGCUAUUACGCCGACAAACCCGUCUACUCCGACGACAGCUCGCAGUCCGCGCUCCCGCAGGACCGCAUGUACUCGGCCUCGGGCAUGCAGCGCUUCCCGGGCCGCUUCCCGAGCACGAGGAGCAUGCCGGGCGCGCCGCCGGGCCUGAGCCGCGAGAGCAUCGAGAUACGGCGGCGCCUCGCGAACCCCAACCCGCCGGAAUCGCUGCACGCGCACGCCGUGGAGAGCAGCUCAGUGGUCGCCAGCUCCAUCGCGCCCAGCACGGGGCUGCCGGCCUCCGCGCGCGCAGCCUCCGCCUCCGGCGCGCCGAUGACAGCGCAGCAGGUCAAGCAUCUCCGCAACCUCGCCCUGGGCAUCCAGGACAGCACACCAGCCUCCACGGCGGAGGGAGCGGGGGACAGCGCGGACGUGCCCGCCGCGGCCGCGGCCGACAAGCGAGCCCGCUUUGUGCGCGGCACUAGCGACGAUGUCGACACAAGCGCGGACAGCGCGCGCAGCUCCCCGCAGGGCCCGCAGGCGGUGUCGGACAUCUUCUCCGCGGACUCGGACGCGCCGGGGUCCCCCGACGCCGCGUCACGGACCACCGCGGGCCACCCGCAGCAACGCACCGUCUCCGGGGGCCUUGCCUCCCCGUCCGACUCCCGGGCAGCGCCGUCCGGGGUCGGCCGCGCGAGCUCGGACCCUCCCAGUGAAAUGCUCUACCGGUCGCAGGACUACGAGGUGUCUCCGCUGACGGAUCUGCAGACGGGCAGGCUCGGGGCGCAGUCCGCGACGCCGGCGGCGGGCACGCCCGGGGGGUCGGACCUGGUGGGCCAGCUGGCGGCAAUGCUGGCGUCGCAGCUGCGGCCGCAGGACGGCCAGGGGCGCGGGAACGGCGACGUGGACCCUUCGACCAUCGAUCCGCGCGUGCUGAACGACGUCCUGCGGUCCGUGGCGAACAUGCCCACGCCGCAUCUCGCGCAGGCUGCGCCGGCACCGCAGCGCGCCGUCUCGCCGCCAGCGCGCCCCGCGCCGGCCGCAGCGCCGGACUCGCCGGAGCUCGGCAUGGACAUGGUUUCUGAGAGCGUGUACAUCGUCCCGGGCGCCCCCGCGGGCCUCAUCGGGGAGGGACUCCCCCCGGGGGGUGCCAGCGACGAGUACGACUUGCAGCCAAACACCUCCACGCCGCGCCUGGGCGACGCCAGCCGGUCCCGCGACGCCUCUCGCUCCCCGCAGGCCGCGCGCGGCCGCAGCGCCAGCCCCGCUGCACCGCCCCAGCCCCCGCCGCAGCCGCAGUCGCCGACCAUGGGCAGCCCCGGCGUGGACGUCCGCGCGUCCGCGCAGUCGCUCAGUGCGGUUCCCGUCGCGUACGUGCCGUACCCGCCGGGCGCGUACGCCGCACCGCCCGCCCCUGGCCGGGACAUGACGGCGGAGGUUGGGGAGCUGCGCGAGGAGCUCGGGCGCGCGGCGGCGGCGUUCGAGAACCUCCAGGAGCGCCUGAAGGGGGAGUCGUCGUCCCGGAAGAACGCGGAGAUGGCGCUCGCGUCGCUGCGGCGGGAUCACUCCGAGGUGGUGGAGGCGCUCGACGCGACGCGCGCGCACCUGGAGGAGGCCACGGCGGCGAACGAGAAGAUGCACAAGGCGAUCGGCGCGCGCGAGGAGCAGCACCGGGCCGCCGCGGCGUCGCUGCUGGAGCAGCACCGCGCGCAGGUGGCGUCGCUCCUCGAGAAGCUGCACGCAGCGGCGGAGCGCGAGAACGCGAUGCGCGCGCACCUCGCGGAGGUCGCAGGGCGCGGGCGCGAGCUCGAGAGCGCGCUCGCGGAGAUGGGCGAGGGCAUGCGGAAGCGCGACGUCGACAUGGGCAACAUGCACCGGCAGUGGGGCGCGGCGGUGUCGCGGGUCGAGGAGCUCACGGGGCGCUGCGUGGAGCUCGAGGGGACGCUCGGAGACGAGCGGCAGCGCGUCGCGCGCGCCGCGGAGGCCGAGGAGGCCAUCCAGGGCAUGGUUGCGCAGGUCCGCGAGGACAACGACGCGCUGCGGCUGCGGCUGGACCGCACGGAGCAGGCGCUGGAGGCCGCGAAGGGGCGCAUGCGGGAGAUGUUCGAGCAGGGCAAGGCGAUGCUCGCGUCGCGGGAGAACCUCGUGCAGCAGCACGAGGCGGUGGUGCGCGAGCGCGACGCGCUGGCGGCGGAGCGGGCGGCGCUGGUGCAGCGCGUGCGCGGGCUGGAGGCGGACGCGGCGCGCGGGGAGGGCGUGCUGAAGGCUGCGAAGGAGGAGCUCUCGGACCUCGCGGCGCGGCACCGCGCGGCGGUGCGUGCGCUGGGACAGACGCAAGCUCAGCUCGCCGCGGAGCAGGCGCGGCGGCGCGAGGCCGGGGAGAGCGACGCGGACGGCGCGGGCGCCCCCGCGGGCGGCGCGUCGUCCGAGGACGUGCUGACGAGCAUCGUGCGGAAGCUCGCGCGCGCGGAGACGGGGGCGCCGCGAGCUGCGCCGUCGGGCCCCGCGGCCGCCGCGCACCGCGACGCCGCGGCGGUGCUCGCGCUCGAGGACCUCGCGAACCCCGCAAGCGCGGACCCGGGCGUGCGUGCGCGGCGCGAGGCCGUCAUGGAGGGCCUCGCGGACGCCGUUGCUGCGCGCAUGUUGGAAGCAAUGGGCCCGCCACGUGGCAUGCGCCUCCCGCCGUACGCGUACGGCCCUCCGCGCGGCUGGCAUGGGCCGCCGGAGGGCCCGCCGCAGAUCGAGGCGCCGCCGCCGCGGCGUGCGCCUUCCGUGGACGACGCGCCGCCACCGCCACCGCCACCGCAAGCGCAGAGGGCACCUGAGCCCGCGGCGUCGCCUGCGAAGCCCGCGCCGGAGAAGCAGGCGCCGGUGCCCGCUGCGUCGGGGCCGCCGAAGGUGCCGUCGACGUACGAGGCGUGGGCUGCGCGGCGCAUGGGCCCGGGCGGGCGGCCUCUGUUGCCACAGCGCGACGCCGAGGCUCCGCGUGCCCCGCCAGCGCCGCCGGAGCGGCCGCAGACCGCAGCACCGCCGCAGCGACCUCCUGACCCACGCGUCCAGCGACCGGCCCCGCCGGAGCGCCCGCAGACGGCUGCACCGCAGGCGAGCGGGCAGGACGCGGCUGCGCCGUUCGGAACCGACGGCAACCUGCGCGACAUGAUGGACCAGACGCAGGCGGUGGAGGACCGGCUGAUGGCGCUCAACCGCGAGCGCGAGGCGCUGCAGGCGGAGUUUGCAAAGAUGCCCCCGGGGGCGGGCAAGACCAUGACUCAGCGGCGACGCAAGGCCGAGGUGGAGGAGGGGAUCGAGCGCGUGACGAAGGAGAUCAGCUCGUGCCGGCUGCAGCUGAAGCGGCUCGGCGUGCGCUGA
Molecule: messenger RNA, 3435 nt
Organism: Pedinophyceae sp. YPF-701
Lineage: Eukaryota; Viridiplantae; Chlorophyta; Pedinophyceae
Source: the annotation of a GenBank genome assembly